CAUCACUACAAGUUAAAACAUCCCCAUUUUGGAUGUCAUUCUCACUUCCCAUGUACAUACCUGCAUUGUCCAUGCACCUUUAAAACAUGGAAUGCCCUUAUUGUCCAUCAACAUAAAUUCCACAGCACAGGGGAUGACUUUGAAGUCUGCAACCCACUUGGUACCUCACGAAAGCAACACAAGCUUUGUGCCAUUUAUUGGGUUUUGGCAAACUUGCCUCCAGGAUCUCAUUCCUCCCUAUCAUCCAUCUACUUGUCAGUGCUGUGCAAAACCACAGAUAUUAAAACCUAUGGUUAUGACAAAAUAUUGGAACCUCUUCUACAAGAUCUGAAAAAUCUUGAGGAACAUGGUGUUUUUGUUCCACUGUUAGGAGAGUCGGUUAAAGGUACGGUCUUAAGUGUAGCUGCAGACAACCUUGGAGCACACAGUGUUGCAGGAUUUCAACAAAGUUUUUCUGUAGAACACUAUUGCAGAUUUUGCAUAGGGAACAGUAGUGAUAUUCAGCUGUAUUCUGUUGCAUCUGGUGCUUUCCCGCUGAGAAACAAGGAGCUUCACCAGGUCCAUGUCAAACAAGCUCAAGACACGGGUACAAGCUGUUGUGGAGUUAAAAGAGAAUGUGUCUUCUCAAAAAAUCUGUCCCACUUUCAUGUCAUAUUUGGUUAUUUGCCUGAUCUUGCCCACGAUGUUUUUGAGGGUAUAAUCCCAGUAGAGUUGGCACAUUGCUUGACAGUGCUUGUAUCAAAGAAGUUUUUCACGUUAGCUGACUUAAACAAUGCGAUUCUGAAGUUCCCCUAUCAAUGGGCAGAUAAGACAAGCAGGCCUCAUGUAAUGUCACAAACUUUCUCUAGCACAAAAACGGUUGGAGGAAAUGCACACGAAAACUGGAGCUUGCUCCGGUUCUUGCCUUUUUUAGUUGGAUCACUUGUGCCUGAGGAUGAGCCUGCGUGGCUUGUUCUCAUGGAUCUGAAGGAUAUCACAGAACUUGUUGUCUCCCCUGUGCAUAGCAAUGACUCACUGGCUUUUUUGGAAAGCAAAACCAUAGAGCAUAGACAGAGAUAUCAGGCACUGUUCCCUGACGUCAAGCUACUACCCAAACACCAUUAUUUGGAGCAUUAUCCCCAGAUGAUUAGGUUUUUUGGUCCACUUGUUGAGCAUUGGACAAUGCGUUUUGAGGCUAAGCAUAGUUUUUUUAAGCAGGUCAUCAGACACACAAGCUGCUUCAAAAAUGUACCUCUCUCAUUAGCCUUAAAGCAUCAGAUGAUGAUUGCUUACCAUCUGAGCUCCCCAUCUCUUGGCAAGUCUGAACUAGAGGUCUCAACUGUAACAACAUUUCCAGUCGAUUUGCUUAAAGAAGAGAUAGCUCAAGACAUUAGGCAUAGAUUCCCUGACAAAGUAGAGGUUGACCUUGCACAGUGUGUGACAAUAAAGGGCAUAACCUACAGGAAGGGAAUGGUACUGGCCCACAAGGCAGUAGGUGGAUUGCCAGGAUUCUGUGAAAUAAACCACAUCUGCAUUGUAAACCACAGCAUAUUCUACAUUGUCAGAGAGCUUGGUGGCUGGUACAGAGAGCAUUACAGAGCUUUUGAGCUCAACCCAGUAUCCGCAAGAAUGUUCACGCUUCUUUCACUCAGUGAACUCCUCGAUACUUAUCUGCUGGUUGACUACAAGAUUGGAUCAGUCCGCAUGGUGACUUUAAAAAGGCAUAUAGAAAUACAAGAUGUUGAUACAGGACGAGUGUGUGUCAUUAAGAGAGUGUCCAUCUACAUGGGAGAAGAUUCCGACCACCUCAUCCGAGAGUAUGUGGGUAUGGAUGAAGCUGCCAUCAAUGAGGCCAUUGAAGACAGCACUGUUGGAACUUAUCUUAUCAAGGAAGAAGCUUCAGCACAUGCACAAGAGGUUGGAGUUGUUCUUGAAGGCAUCAGGGUGAUGACUAACUUGGAUAAUAUAGCAUUUGCUGUGGUAAUGCUAUUUGGACUAAUAUAUGUGCUGAAUCUUGCAUAUCCUGCUGACCUUUGCUACACUUUUGAGGUGUUCCAGAAGAUGUUUAUGGAACUGGAUGGAGGUAAACUCUCCAACAAGGCGCUAGCUCUCAAAAACCGCCUCUUUGAAUGAGGCGUCAAAGAUCUUAAUUUUUUUUCAUUUUCUAUGCAGUUAUGUUGUGAUGCUCACGGUUUCUUUUCUUUUUUUUCUAUCUCUUUUCCUCAUGACUCCAUUGCUGGAUAAAAGUAUUUUCCUUUUUGUGUUCCAAUGUUUAGAAGAAAUGUUUGAGGGAUUGUAGAGAUAUGUUCUGGGUCAACCUUGAAGUAGCAGUAAGAAACCUUUUAUUAAAAAGAUGUUUUUUACAUAUUGUUUAAAAUGUCACUAAGUCAUUACAGUAUAACAUGAGACAGAUAAAUUGAAAAAAAAAUAAUUUCUGUCUUAUACUGAUGGCAUAGGGACCGUUUUUGCAAAUAUGUAAAAAACAUUUAUUAUAAAAUUUGCAUACUGCUGCUUUCAUGUCAUGUUAUGAAGAUUCACGUAGUUGUUCAACAAUGUCAUCUAAGUGUAAAAUAAUGCUAUUAUUCUAAAUGGCUAAUUACAAAAGGUGUAUUAGGAUGUGAAAUCCUUAGCUGCUUGCGUUUUUCUUAAUUUUAGCUGACAUUUUUUUAAACGGUACACACAUUCCAUGCGUUUCUCUUCAAAUUCAGUGUAAUGGGAAUUUUAGAAAUAUUUCAUACAAAAACAAGCUAUGCAUCUUUAAACCUGUUUAUUAAUAGAAGUUUGUUUCUAUUUUCAGGUAAGUCCUAAUUUAUUAUUAUUCCUUUUCAUUUUAAAAAUGUUAAAGGCAAAACUUUUGUAAAAGAUGAUAUCAUUUAUAGGCACUGUAGCUUUUAUUUUUUGCUAAGGCCAUUGUUCUUGUAAAAUGUUUACAAAUGUCUAAUAUUUAAAAUUGUUUUUGAGUUGUAUUUGCAUACAAGACUAAAAUCCCCAAAAGGUGUAAGAUGUUUUAUGGCUGUGAUUUUGGCUUGUUCAUGGCAGGUCUCUACUUUUGCUGAAGUUUUAAUAAAGGUGAA
Molecule: messenger RNA, 3053 nt
Organism: Girardinichthys multiradiatus
Lineage: Eukaryota; Metazoa; Chordata; Actinopteri; Cyprinodontiformes; Goodeidae
Exons: 3
Coding region: 829-2112 (427 amino acids)
Source: RefSeq, a predicted model, not a curated record